AUGUGCGACUCUUGUGCCACCAUCGCUGAGCUCGAUGUAGAGAUCGAGGCCACGAAAGAGAAGCUUGCCCGUCUGUUCAGAAAGCGCUUCAACCUCAAGACCGAGCGAAACAUUAAACAUGACUCCUUUACUUGUCUACCUACGGAGGUAAUUUCUCGGAUAUUCGCCAUCUGCCUUCCAGAGGAGCCGUAUCCAUUAGUCCGUUGGGGAUACCCCAAUCCCUUGUUUGAAGAGUUACCAAUCGCGCUACUGCUCAGAUCAGUCUCAACCCAAUGGCGUCAAAUUUCGGAAUCUACACCCCAACUUUGGACUUACAUCAAGAUCAGGAUCGAUGACUCCAACUCUGUGGAGUCGGCGAAGCGAUUUCGACAGUGGCUCAGUCGUUCAGGGAACCUCCCGGUUUCAAUCAGGAUCUACAUGAAGGCGAGCAUAGACCUCGAUUCCGAGCCGCUACCCGACAGCUUGACGCGCCCACUGAUCAACGUUGUAAACAAGGUUUCUCAUCGGUGGGGCAUGCUCGAAGUGCAUAUGCCGGAAGUCCUCAUAACAAGGCUUUGUGGCAACGGGUCCUCGACUACCACCCUCCACAGCCUUGGCCUGACCCCGAGCGAAUGGACGCUGGGUGGCAGGGUCUCCACCAGAUUUAGCAUGAAGAACGUCCUGCCGACACCGAGCUCAAUCGGCUUACGCAGCCUCCAUUUGGACUCAAUGGACGUGGAUUGGACAAAUCUCCUCUAUAUCGAAGGCUUCGGGUUCCGUUUGGACGAGUGCCUACUCGUCGUUCAACGGUGUCCACGUUUGCUGCGCUGCAGUUUCGAAGGCGUGGACAGGAGGGCCACUAUUCGUCGGCAUGACCGGGUGCACAUCGUUCACAACUUUAUUCGAUGGUUAUGGUUGGAGGAUUGGGGCAACAUAGCUGAUUUCUUCGACAAUGUUUCCUUCCCUUCCCUCGUCUAUCUCGAAUUCAUGGCCAGCAAUCUAUCGUCUCGACCACUCGAGGUUGUCACUUCCUUCAUCAGACGCUCAGGAUGCUCCUUGGGGACACUCAGAAUAUCGGACGGUGAUCUUCAAGAAGCACCCAUCAUCCCCCUCCUCGAAGCCACACCACAGCUCCGUACUCUCGAUUUGUUCAACAUCAAGCUCUCGGACACCUUGUUCUGCCACCUCGGCGAGACUGUCUCUGGCGUAUACAACGGAGAGGACACCGCGUUCCUCCCGGACCUCAACUCCAUUUAUUUACAUGGCGCCCUGACGUUCAGCUGGCCGUCGGUUGCCGCCAUUUAUACCCCUUGCGAUACCGAUGACAGCAGCAGUGUCCAUCAACGCGAAUGCUCUUUGAAGAUCGUGUCAUCAGAAUAUAGGACACCAAUCCGUUUCAUCGACGAUGAGAAUUCGGCCGUAUUUCGGGAACUUAUCCAAGAAGAUGGUGUUGGUCUCAGUAUUGUUGACUCUUCCCAUCGCAAUAUAAUCAAAGACCUUGAGUGA
Messenger RNA from Cyclocybe aegerita, 1485 nucleotides. The record is from the annotation of a GenBank genome assembly. NCBI's taxonomy places the organism in Eukaryota, Fungi, Basidiomycota, Agaricomycetes, Agaricales, Hemipholiotaceae.